Geodia barretti is the source of this 648-nucleotide messenger RNA. The record is from the annotation of a GenBank genome assembly. Lineage: Eukaryota; Metazoa; Porifera; Demospongiae; Tetractinellida; Geodiidae.
AUGAUGAGUGGCCAAGAGAGCGCUGCAGGUCUUGAAGUGUUGCCCUCUCCUACAUCCACUGCGGGCCCAGAUCCCCUCACAGGAGCAGUGACUACUCCAGCCAGAGACCCAGCCCAGAGAACUACCUUCAGACCACCUCAUCGAAGACUCUCAGCCUCCUCCUCUAAAGUCCAUGCAGCCUUCAAGUCUCCUCUCAGAACAUCACCCACCUCAUCCACAGACACUACCUCUGUCAGUACACCAACAGGCAACAGCUCUAGUAGUAAAAUCCCAACAGCACAGCAGUCAAUCAAGGCCACACCACCCAGCUCAGGUGUCACUGGCUCGGCGAGACAUAAGCCAUAUUCCCUCACGCCCGUUCGGUCACGCAGCACUCAAUCCAACACAGUCAGAGUGACGGCAGAGACUGAGGAGAGCCUCAGAGCUGAUAUAGCAAGACUCAAGGAGCAGAUACGAGCUAACGAGGCUGAGAUUGAGGAACUGUCUCAGGAGUACAGUGAGGACGAGCUCCAGCAGUACAUUGAGCACCUCCAUGAGUACAAUGAGAUCAAAGAUGCCGGGCAGCUCCUGCUGGGCAAACUGGCUGAAGUCCAAGGCACGACUGUUUCUGAGCUCUAUCGGCAGUUUGGUCUCAGUCUUGAUGACUAA